AUGACGUCCGAACUAAGCCCAGAGAUAUGGGAUCAUAUUCUCAGUCUAUGUCGAGAGAAAGACGAUGAGGGAUUGUUCGUCUCUCAGAAAACGUUAGCAACUUGUUUGCGGGUUAGCAAGACAUGGUAUCUUCUCGCCUCACCUUACCUAUACUCCUCGCCCAUCAUCAAAGACAUCCACAACUUCUUCGUCGGUUCCGACAAACCCCUCUCUUCCACUCUCUCCGAAUCUCUGGCUUCCUCAAAAGUCUCAUCUCAUGAUCUAUACCUCAAAAGUAUAGAAGAGGGCAAUACCAAAUUACCCUUACUGCAUCAAAUACAACACCUUCGUAUAUACCCUCACUCCCUUCCUGAAGAAUGCGACGACGAGAAAUUAGAUCAAGUCAUCAACAUACAACGUGAUUCAUACACUCAAGCUAAGGAAAUACUAUCCAACUGUCAAGGUGUAAUAACUCCUCGACUUAAAUCGAUUUCGUGCGAUUCAUAUUUGAUACCGACAGGAGACAGGGAAAGGGAAAUCAGUGAUAUGUUAUUUAGAUCAAUUAGAAAUAUAAAACUUAAUCUUCUCUCUCACUUGCAACCAGAACAUUGGUGCGAAUUUGAUUCACCUACAAUGUCAUUAUCUGGCGAUGUAUUGAAAAUGACCAAGAGAGGUGUGUUGCCUCAGAUGGUAGAGAUUCAUACGACAUUGGAAGAUCCACCUGUGAUUCAGUGGGGCACCAAGAAUAGAUUGACAAUAAGGGAGAAAGAGGAUGUGAGAAAGUAUCUCUGGCCAGCUGUAAAUAAUUACGAAAGUACCAAUACAAGUACUGCUACUGGGGAAAGAAACAAAGUAGGGAAUGGAAAUGAAAAUGGAUACGAUAAUAUCGAUUGGCCCGUGGAUUCUGUUUCCGUUAUAGACCAAGAAACAUGGAUAGAGUGCAUAUGCGAAAUGAUCGAAUACUCUAUGCCUCUCGAACCUGAGGAUCGGAAUGCCGAUGGACUCGAACAAAGUAAAAGCGAGAGUGAGAUUGAUGGUGAUACGAUAUUGGAAGUAUAUGGAAUAGAGAAAUUCCUAACUAUCUCAUCAUCUAUGGAAGGUGUUGGUGAGAAUUUACCUUUCAUCGACGAAUCAACUGUGAUUGAACCGAAGGUUCUUUACCGCGACAUCGACAUGGAUUGUCUAGCCAGUAUAACAAAAUCCAGAUUCACUGCAGAGGAAUUAUCAAGGAGACAAUCAAUUUAUCGAUCCAUAUCCCUCAAGAUGGAAGAACGAAUUCGAGAAUGUUUAGAGAUCAACGAACAAGGCCAAUGGAUAGAUACCGGAAAGAAAGCUCCUACGAUCAAGCUUUACUUAGCGAGUGAUUAUCCAGGAUGUAGUUCGUGUGGACAAGGGAAAGGAGAUAAGUGGGAAUUGGAUACUAGACCUAGACCACCGCCGAGGGACGAUGAUUCAGAUUGGACGGAUGAUGACCAUGAUGAAGAUGAUCAGGAUGAUUGGGAUGAUGAUGAUGAUGGACAUGAUUUUGACGUGGAUGAUUUCAUUGAAUAUGACGAUGAUGAUAUAUACGAUGGUGGUGGAGGGGAUUAUGAACCGGAUGGAGAUGAUGAUGAUUGGCAAGAUGAAGAGUACGAUGAGAACGGGGUUCAGUAUUACAGUGACGAAGAUGCGGUGUAUCAAUUUAUAGGUGGUAUUUAA
Messenger RNA from Kwoniella mangroviensis CBS 8507, 1677 nucleotides. RefSeq lists its product as uncharacterized. The transcript has 2 exons. Lineage: Eukaryota; Fungi; Basidiomycota; Tremellomycetes; Tremellales; Cryptococcaceae. The record is from RefSeq and is a predicted model, not a curated record. The coding region runs from base 1 to 1677 and encodes 558 amino acids.